AUGUGGGUGGGGGGUGGUGUAGGUGGGGGGGUGGGUGGUGUGGGGGUGGGGGUGGUUGGUGGGUGUUGGGGGUGUUUGGGUGGUUUUGUUGUGGUUUGGGGGGGGGGUGGUUGUUUGGGGUGGGUGUUUGUGUUUGUUGUGUUGGGUUGGGGGUGGGGUUUGUGGUUGUGGGGGGUGGGUGUGUUGUGGUGGUGGGGGGGGGUUGUGUGUUUGGGGGGUGUUGGAGUGAAUGGGGGGUGUGUGUUUGGUGGGAGGGGGUGUGUAUGGUGGGUGGGUGGUGGGGGGUUUGGUUGUUGGUUGGGUUGUUUAAAGGGGGGUGGGGGGGGGUGGGGGUUGGGUUGGGGGGUUGGGUGGGGGUGUGUGUGUUUGGGGGUGGGGGGGGGGGGGGGGGGGGGGGGUGGGGGUUUGGUGUUGUUGUGUUGUAGUUGGGGUGGAUGUGGUGGGGGGGUGGGGGGGGGGGUGGGGGGGUGUGGUUGGGGGGGGGGGUGGGGGGGGGGGUGUGGGGGGGUUUGGGUGUGUGGGUGGGGGGUGGUGGGUAGGUGGGGGGUGGGGGGGGGGUUUGUUGGGGGGUGGUGGGGGGGUGUUUUUGUGUUGUGUGUGGUGUGGUUGGGGUGGUGUGUUUGUGGGGUGGGGGUGGGGGGGGGGUGGGGGGGUGGUGGUGUUGGUUUGUGGUUUUGUUUGUGUGGGUGUUUUUGGGUGUUUUGGGGGUGGUUUGAUGGGGUAGGUUGUGUAGAGGUAAUUUGGGGUGUGGUGUGGUGGGGUGGGGUAAUUGUGGGAUGGGGGGUGGGGUGUUGUGUGGAUGUUUUGGGGGGGGGGGGGGUGGGUGGGGUUGGGGGAGGGUUGUUUGAUGUGUGUUGGGGUUUUGUGGGGGGGGUAUGUGUGUAUGGUUUGUGGGGGGGGUGUGUUUCGGGGUGUGUGGGGGGUGGUUGUGGGUGGUGUGUGGUGUGUGGGUGGGGUUGGUGUGGGGUGGUUGUGGUUUGGGGGGUUAUGAGAGGUUGUGGUGGGGGGGGGAGGGUGGGGGUGGGUGGGGGUGUGUGGUGGGGGGGGGGGGGGUUGGGGGGGGGUUGGGGUGUGGGGUGGUGGAGGGGGGUGGGGGGGGGGGGGGGGGUUUGGGGGGGGGGGGGGUGUGGGGUGGUGGGGGGGUGGUGGGUUGGGGUGGUGGGGGGGGGUUGGGUGGUGGUGGGGGGGGGGGGUGGGGGGGGGGGGGUUGGGGGGGGGGUGGGUUGGGGGUGGUGUGGGUGUGGUUGGUGGGGGGGGGGUGGGGUGGGGGGUGGGGGGGGGGUGGGGGGGGUGGGGGGGGUGGGGGGGGGGGGGGGGGGGGGGGGGGGUGGGGGGUUGGGGGGGUGGGGGGGUGGUGGGGGGGGUUGGGGGGGGGGGGGGGGGGGGGGGGGGGGGGUGGGGGGGGGGUGGGGGGGGGUGUUGUGGUUUUGGGGGUGGGUGUGGGGGGGGUGGUGGGUGGGGGUGGGGGGGGGGGGGUGGGGUGGGGGGGUGGGGGGGGGGUGUGGGGUGGGGGGGGGGGGGGGGGGGGGGGGGGGGGGGGGGUGGGGGGGGGGGGGGGGGGGGGGGGGGGGGGGGGGGGGGGGGGGUGGGGGGGUGUGGGUGUGUGGGGUUUGGGGUGGGUGGGUUGGUGGAUGGUGUGGUGGGUGGUGGGGGUGUGGUGGUGGGGGGUGGUUUUUGUGUGGGGGUUAUGAGGGUGGGGUGUUUUGGUUAUGUGUGUGGUUGUGGAGGGUUUUAUUUGUUAGAUUUGAUUGUGUGGGGGUAUGGUGUGGAUUUGGUAUGGUUGGGGGGGUGGGAAGGUUGGGGGUUUGGGUUGGUUGGGUGGUUAAUUUUGGUUAUGUUUGUUGGGGUUGUGAUGGUUUGUGUGUUUGGUUGUGUUGGUUUUUUUUGUGGGGGGGGGGGUGGGGUGGGGUGGGGUUGGGUGGUGUGUGGGGGUGGGUGUGGGGGGGGGGGGGGGUGGGGUGGGGGGUGGUGGGUGUUGGGGUGGUGGGGGGGGUGUUGUGGGUAGGGUGUGGGUUUUGUGUUGGGGUUUGGGGUGGUGUGGUGGGGGUGGUUUGGGGUAUGUUUUGGUUGGUGGUGGGGGGGUUGUUGGGGGUGGGAGUGGUGUUGGUGGUGGUUGGGUUGGGGGGGUGUGGGGUAUGUUGGGUGGGGGGGGGGGGGGGUGGUUGGGGUGGUGUGGGAUGA
Knipowitschia caucasica is the source of this 2181-nucleotide messenger RNA. The record is from the annotation of a GenBank genome assembly. Lineage: Eukaryota; Metazoa; Chordata; Actinopteri; Gobiiformes; Gobiidae.